UGGACUCGCAGUGAUGGGCGGGACAGUGAGAGGCCCUAGUGGGAGAUUUAUUACAUGCCAAUUUUAACUUCUCACAGCUACCAGCUCUCCCUCACAGAACACAAAACUGCUGGGGGAACCUGCCUCUGUGUCUCCCUCACACAGCGUCCGGGCUUCAUCGGAGACAGCACGAAGCAGGAAGCAGGAGAGACUGGAAACUCGAAAGGAGUGAGAGGGAAAAGAGGGGAGAGACAGGGCUUCACCAGACAACAGGAAUCCGACAGUUAAAGGAGGUGAAUGGGCAGGCCGAAUUAAGAGUAACCUUCAUUCUUGGCUGUGAAUCGGCCACUGAAGACAAUCAACUGAUUUGUGGAAUAAGUAUCCUGGGCUUCCUCCUGCCAGACGGGAUCCCUGAAGGAGCAGAUCUCUGGGCUGGACGUUGACCUUUAACCUUGUUGGAGAUACAAGGAGACCUGAUUUGAAGGCUUUGACUGUGGCAACGAGUCAUUUUCCAGCCAAAGAGGCCAUCUUAGGCUCAACGAGUUGUCUCAAACCCCAACAUCAACCAGCUUUCCUGUCCUUGUUGUCCUUGUUCGAGCAGGAAGGCAAGGGUUGGCCAUGUCUUGGCAGGCUUGCUCUCUCUGGAGUUGGGUGGGAGCAAGGGCCCUGGCGUGUCUCCUCCUGGCCUUCUGCUCGGGCCUAGCCCCAGCCGCCGAGAUGCCAGGCUUCCCCCUCGGGUUCUCAGUCCCGGGCAAGAGCAACUGUAAGCCCAUCCCGCACACCAUGACGCUGUGCCACGGAGUGGGGUACAGUGAGAUGAGGCUCCCCAACCUCCUGGGGCACGACACCAUGAAGGAGGUGGUACAGCAGGCCGCCUCCUGGGUGCCCCUCCUCAGCAAGCACUGCCACCCGGACACCCGCAAGUUCCUCUGCUCGCUCUUCGCCCCGGUGUGCCUCAGCGAGCUCCAGGAGGCGAUCCAGCCCUGUCACUCGCUCUGCCGCGACGUGAGGGACAGCUGUGCCCCCGUCAUGCUGGCAUUCGGCUUCCCCUGGCCCGAGAUGUUGGACUGUCACCGCUUCCCGGCGGGUAACGAUCUCUGCAUCCCAUCCGCCAACUCGGAGGAGGAGAGCAUCCAGCAGGAAGAAUCAAAGAUCUGCGAUCCCUGCAAAUCGGAGGGAGAGGUCGAGGGAGACAUUCUAGCGAAUUACUGCAAAACUGACUUUGUACUGAAGGUGAAAGUCAAGGACAUCGUCUACCUCAAUGGAGAUGCCAGGAUCAUCCUGGAGCCCCGCAGCAGGGCGCUGGUGGCACCCGAGUCCAUGGAUCAGAGCGAGGAGCUGUGGCUGGCGGGGGGCUCGGCUUGUACCUGUGACGUCCUGCGGGAUCGCUCCGCUUCCCACCUGGUGAUGGGGCAGCUGCAGGGGGAGGGCAAACGGAUGGUCACUCUGGUCAGGCACUGGCAGGGCAGCAAGCGGGACCUGCGCAGGAUGGCCAGGGGCUUCAAGAAAGUCCGCUGCUACCCAGGCAACAGGAACUAAGGAAGGAACCCCCUGUCUGCGGCUGCUAUCACUCAGCCAUGGCUCUCUGAAUCUCCAACCCAGCCUCCCUUCCCUCCAUCAAAUACUCCAUCCCCAACAUCUCCGGCCCAGUCCAGAACAUCCAAACCUGUACCCCUCACACAGUGACCCUCCCUCACUGCCACCCCUCACACAGUGUGACCCUCCCUCAGUACAUCCCUCCCAGUGUGACCCUCCCUCAGUACCACCCCUCCCACAGUGUGACCCUCUCUCAGUACCACCCCUCCCACAGUGUGACUCUCCCUCAGUACCUCCCCUCCCACAGUGCGAACCUCCCUCAGCCACCCCUCACACAGUGUGACACUCCCUCAGUACAUCCCUCCCAGUGUGACGCUCCCUCAGUACCACUCCUCACAGUGCGAUGCUCCCUCAGUACCACCCUCCCACAGUGUGACCCUCCCUCAGUAUCACCCCUCCCACAGUGUGACCCUCCCUCAGUACCACCCUCCCACAGUGACCCUCCCUCAGUACCACCCCUCCCACAGUGUGACCCUCCCUCAGUAUCACCCCUCCCACAGUGUGACCCUCCCUCAGUACCACCGCACCCACAGUGUGACCCUCCCCCUGUGACCAUUUGUAUAUACUGUCCAGCUUGGGGAUUGUUUGCAUUUCAACACUUGACCCGUGUUGUCAGUGACCGUACACUGCUCUGGGAACUGGUGUAGUGAAACCCUUGCUCUGCCCUAACUUUGGAUGUCUCCGCUGGGAAUCCCGUCUGUAAUCCUUAUCAAGAUCAAGUUCAGCUUUGUUGUCUUCUGACUGUACAUAUAUACAACCAAACGAAACACGUUCCCCUGGACCACAGUGCACCCACACAACAUUUAUCACACGCAGCACAUAAAACAAAAUUAUUUCCAUAGAUAAUAAAAUAUAUUUCAAAAUAUGUGUAGUGUGCAGCGCAGGUAAACAGUGACACUCCCCUAGUGACAAGGCCUGGGUUGUGGCAGGGUAUCCAUUAAUCUCACAGUCUAGGGGCAGCUGUUAGCUCCCCAUUGCUGAGAGCUCUGAGACUGGCUGUACCCACAGUGCCCGAACAUACGGCUCACAAGCGUCUGAUCUGAGGUUUACAGUGUUGGGGGAAUAAAACUAGGGUGAAUCAUUCUCACUGGAAGCUCCUGUGAUAUCCAAAUGAAUCUGUUUAAAUUAGCCUCUCCCAGCGAAAUAUAAAAAAUAGCUGUAGAUUCCUGUUGCAUUGUGACAUGUACCGCAAAUCAGCAAAUUGUAAAAAUGUAUCCAAAAAUAAACUUUCUU
This is a messenger RNA of Hypanus sabinus (Atlantic stingray), 2808 nucleotides long. Its product is annotated as secreted frizzled-related protein 2-like. The record is from RefSeq and is a predicted model, not a curated record. The transcript is spliced from 4 exons. Lineage: Eukaryota; Metazoa; Chordata; Chondrichthyes; Myliobatiformes; Dasyatidae. Bases 598 to 1518 code for a protein of 306 amino acids. Gene Ontology annotation, molecular function: Wnt-protein binding. Gene Ontology annotation, biological process: canonical Wnt signaling pathway; non-canonical Wnt signaling pathway; negative regulation of canonical Wnt signaling pathway.